CUCAUACUUCAGGCCAAGUUAGCUUGUCUUCAAGUUUGCCAAUCUUAGCUAACCAUGUCAAGGGACCCACUUGUCGUUGGCAACGUAGUUGGAGAUAUCUUGGACCCAUUUAUCAAAUCAGCAUCACUCAAAGUCCUAUACAACAAUAGGGAACUCACUAAUGGAUCUGAGCUCAAGCCGUCACAAGUAGCCAAUGAACCAAGGAUUGAGAUAGCUGGGAGUGACAUGAGGACCCUUUACACUUUGGUGAUGGUGGAUCCUGACUCACCGAGUCCAAGCAAUCCAACCAAAAGAGAAUACCUUCAUUGGUUAGUGACAGACAUUCCAGAAUCAACAAAUGUAAGCUUUGGAAAUGAGGUAGUAAGCUAUGAAAGUCCAAAGCCAACUGCUGGAAUACAUCGCUUUGUCUUUGUCCUCUUCCGCCAAUCCAUCCGGCAGACUAUUUAUGCACCAGGAUGGAGACCAAAUUUCAACACAAGAGACUUCUCAGCACUUUAUAAUCUAGGACCACCCGUGGCCUCAGUGUUCUUCAAUUGCCAAAGGGAGAACGGAUGUGGUGGCAGACGAUACAUUAGAUGAUAUUGGAAUAACCUCCUCUACAGGAGGACUGAUGGAAUUCUGCAUGAGGCCAAGAACAAUGAAUGGGUAGUAAAUGCUGGACCGCAAUAUAGCUUAACUAGAUUACUUUGGCACCUGUACAAUCUCUGACUACCUAGAAAUGAA
Messenger RNA from Panicum hallii, 723 nucleotides. Its product is annotated as protein FLOWERING LOCUS T-like. The record is from RefSeq and is a predicted model, not a curated record. The transcript is spliced from 4 exons. The coding region runs from base 55 to 579 and encodes 174 amino acids. Lineage: Eukaryota; Viridiplantae; Streptophyta; Magnoliopsida; Poales; Poaceae.